Molecule: messenger RNA, 4570 nt
Organism: Talaromyces stipitatus ATCC 10500
Lineage: Eukaryota; Fungi; Ascomycota; Eurotiomycetes; Eurotiales; Trichocomaceae
Product: ABC transporter, putative
Exons: 11
Coding region: 202-4503 (1433 amino acids)
Biological process (GO): transmembrane transport
Cellular component (GO): membrane
Molecular function (GO): ATP binding; ABC-type transporter activity; ATP hydrolysis activity
Source: RefSeq, a predicted model, not a curated record
GCGCAGAAGAAGGUCAAUAUCAAUAUUUCCACUAUAAAGAUAUCUUUGAGUAUUAAGCUUAACUGAGUUUGUGCUAGUGCACAGCAAGUUCCGAUAGAAACUAAGUUAGGGCGGCUGAGCACAGAAGUACGUCCCCUUAACCACACUUCUCUUCAUGUCGUCCGUACAUCCAUACAGUCUGGCUCAUCAAAGUAACUCACAAUGGGUGGUAAUUGUCACCAAUCAGCUGACCAAUUCUUCGGUCCUACUGUGUCUUGUCCACAUGUAUUCGAUUUUACCUUGUUAUUCGAGCAAAGCAUCCUCUCCAUUGGUCCCUCUAUUCUGUUCCUGCUGCUCGUGCCCUUGAGAAUCUUGUAUCUCUACAGGAGAAGUAUCAAGACUACCAAGCUCGUCAAUAAUUGUCUUUGGCUCAAACUCACGAUAGCAGUAUCUCUCAUAGGCGCUCAGAUUGCAAUAUUGACAUUAUGGGCUCAAGAAAACACAGUUCGUACUGCUAUUCCGUCUGCCAUUCUAUCUCUGCUAGCCGUGCUCCUCAUCACAGUCCUAUCGGCCAUCGAACACAGCCGAUCGGUUCGUCCAUCAACCUUGAUAUGCGUGUACCUGCUGGUUACCAUCCUGCUCGACUCGAUUCAGGUUCGGACCUUAUUUCUACGACCAUAUUACUCUAAUAACCUCGCGGCCAUGGCUGCUACAGCCGUCGGAUUAAAAACAUUCCUCCUGUCCAUCGAAAUUCAACACAAAGGCAAAUAUUUAAGCCUUAAAGACCACGAACAAUAUCCACCAGAGGAGUUGAGUGGGGUGUUUGCUCGGACAAUCUUCUUAUGGCUCAACGAGUUGUUUUUUAGAGGCUUUCGUAAAAUCUUGACAUUGGAUGAUCUGUUCCCUACAGACAAUAAAAUGCAUUCCAAUCUCUUGAUGGGCGCUUUGAAAGUACAAUGGGCCAAGUACAAAUCAAGUAAUUCACUUAGCAUUAUAUAUGCGACCGUGUCUUGUUUGCGGUGGACUCUUCUACAACUCAUCGUCCCACGCGUAUGUCUGAUUGGAUUCAGCUACGCCCAGACCUUCUUUAUUGAGCGCGCAAUUAGACUUCUUAAUGAGCCAAUGACUCAAGAUUCAAAGAACGAUGGUUAUGGAUUGAUUGGCGCCGCAGCACUUAUAUAUGGCGGUAUUGCGAUAUCAACCGUACAUUACCAACACCGACUUUUUCGUAUGAUAACCAUGUUUCGUGGGGCUUUCGUUGCCUUGAUCUACGACCAUUGUAUUACUCUUCGGGAAGGUGAAUAUGACGAAUCAGCAGUGAUUACGCAUAUGAGUACGGAUGUAGACAUGAUUGCCAGAUCGUUAGAGCAAAUGAACGAACUGUGGGCGCGUGUCUUGGAGGUUGCCAUCGGAAUCUGGCUUUUGGAAAGACAACUGGGAGCAGUUUGUAUAGCUCCAGUUCUGGUAAUUAUGAUUUGCACAUCCCUGCAGACAUAUAUGGCAACAUUCAUGUCAACACGACAGAAGUUGUGGAUGGGAGCGAUAGAACAACGCAUAAGCAUAAUCUCCACUACACUGAGAUCUAUGAAAAGCAUCAAGAUGCUUGGCUAUUCAGACCAUUUAAGUGGUUUGCUACAAGCGCGCAGACUGCGUGAACUGGACCUCUCGAGAAAAUUUCGAUGGUUGAUUGUGUGGCUGAACGUAGUCGCUAGCCUACCGCAAAUGUGCGCUUCCUUGGUGACCUUCGCAGCUUUCAUCAUUCGAUCCCAGAUUGACGGGUCCGAGCCUCUUUCGACUGCACAGGCUUUCACCUCUCUUGCCAUUAUCAGUCUCAUCACUUCUCCGACAUUGCAACUCUUGGCAUCCAUUCCUGCAUUAACAGCCUCCGUGGCAGCUUUCGAUCGCGUGCAUCGAUUCUUAACGUGCUCCUACACAGGCAGGGAGGUGGAUCACAAUCCUGAGACUGCGUUUUUCCAAGACUCCGGUGUACUCCCUGCGUCAGAUAGGAAAAGGGCCGAUCAAGCAUUCACCUCCGAUAUCCAAAUGGAUACGACCAGAGUUGAUGGGCGACCAUUUUAUUCCCCCUCUAUAACUUCUGAUAUCGCGAUUUUAACUGUGUCAGAGGCUUAUAUCAGGCCAAGCCCAACUUCGCAGUUUUGUUUACAGAAUAUCAACGUUACGGUCAAGCCAAGAAAGAUCACAAUAAUCACGGGCCCUGUGGGAUGUGGUAAAUCUGUUUUAUUGAAAGCGGUAAUGGGAGAAAUAGCCUGUGAACAGGGCUCCAUAUCAGUUUAUGACGACGGAGGAAUUGCCUUCUGCGGUCAAAUCCCCUGGUUGCAAAAUACGACGAUUCGGAACAACAUCUGCGGGUAUUCAGGUCGAGACAACCUGAACUUGUAUCAUGAAGUCCUACAUGCCUGUGCUCUCGAAGACGAUCUUGCCUGGAUAUCUAAUGGCGAUGAGUCGCUUGUGGGAAGCCAAGGAAUUACAUUAAGUGGUGGACAGAAACAGCGCAUUGCAUUGGCUCGUGCUCUGUACUCCAGACAACGGCUCCUCGUCCUGGAUAGUGUCUUGAGUGCGGUUGAUCAACACACGGAGCAAAUUAUACUCGAGCGGGUGUUUGGUAGCAAUGGACUUUGUCGAAAUGCAGGCAUAUCUGUGCUAAUGACAGCACACUCCACCGACGAGGUCCUAGUGUUGAACGCACAGGGACAGGUCGUGAAACAAGGGCCCUUUGAACCUACGCUAUCCGCAGAUCAAGUAACAGAAACUGAGGAGUCGGAAUUCCCCGGAAUUCGCAAUGGUGAUUCGUCUACGACGGAAAAAGAUGUUGCAGUUCCCAAAACACUAACCCUGAAAUCAUCUCUGAUAUGUCUCGUCAGACUGGCGAUAUUGCUGUCUACUCAUAUUAUCUCAGAGCCAUUGGGUGGCGCCUCGUGCUUGGGGCCUGGCCUGAUAGAGGUUUGGUUGGACAUUUUUACCAACGAUGAUGGUGUACAACCCAGUCGAUUUAUAGGUGUUUAUGUUUUGCUGGCCGUUGCUGCUUCAGGAUCCCAAGGUUUAAUGAUAUGGCAAAUCAUGAUCAAUAUUGUUGUCAGGUCAGGGUUGGCGCUGCAUGCCAUACUUGUUCGUGCCGUGAUGAAUGCGCCAAUGCAUGUAUUCGCGGAAGUUGAUUCAGGUGUAAUCUUGAAUAGGUUCAGCCAAGAUAUGACUCUCGUCGAUGCGGUUCUGCCCACUGUGACAUUUGGGACACUCCUAGGUGCUGCACAAUGCCUAGCCCAAGCGGCUUUGAUAUCAUUAGGGUCAAGUUACAUGGCGAUCACUAUUAUUCCAACACUUAUCGUUCUUUAUUUUGCACAGAAAGUAUAUCUGCGAACAUCUCGACAGAUCCGAUUCCUUGACCUGGAAGCGAAAAGCCCUCUUUAUACACAUUUUGCGGAGACGUUAACCGGUCUAUCUACCAUUCGAGGAUUUGGCUGGCAGACAAAGUUCUUGGAGGAAUGUCUCUGCCGACUCGACAUUUCUCAGAGGCCAUAUUAUCUACUCUUUUGUAUUCAGCGAUGGCUCAAUGUCGUCCUAGAUCUUAUGGUUGCCAUCUUGGCGAUAAUAUUGACUGCGCUGGCGACGUCCUUGCGUGGUUCCACGGACGCGGGAAAGCUUGGAGUUUCUCUUACAGCUAUCAUGGCAUUUAACCAAUCUCUACAGGAGCUGGUGACCAGUUGGACUGCGAUGGAGACCUCUCUAGGGGCAAUUUCGAGAACGAGAUCAUUCCAAUUGAAUACUGCCAGUGAGCAUCAACAUGGAGAAGAUUUUGUCCCUCCGUCGGAGUGGCCCUCCCGCGGUAAGAUCGAUGUACAAGCUGUUACUGCAUCUUACGACGGCGUGAGGAAUGUCUUGGAGAAUAUCAACGUCACGAUCGAUCCGGGAGAGAAAGUAAGAAUAUGUGGAAGAACUGGCAGCGGAAAGAGUACCUUUAUUUCGCUGCUACUGCGACUGAUUGACCACAAAGCUGGCACUAUUCGGAUCGACGAUAUAGAUAUCACAACGAUUCCCCGUAACGUCCUCCGCUCCCGUCUCAUUUCUAUCCCACAAGAUCCGCUACCAGCCCUCCCCGGCUGUUCCAUCCGAUUAAACCUCGAUCCGAAUCGACAUGCAACGGAUGCAGUGAUCUUGUCUGCUCUUGAGAGGGUUGGCCUCCAUAAAUUGGUUGAAUCUCGUGGUGGUUUGAACGGAGAAGAUUUGAGCUCACAUUCAUUGUCACAAGGGGAGCAGAGACUCUUCGCACUUGCAAGAGCCUUGAUAUCGAAGUGGACGCGGGAUGCGACUACUGGCGGUCUGGGAGGGAUACUAAUUCUUGAUGAGUUCACCGGAAGCACCGAUGCGGAGACCGAGCGAGCAAUGCUUCAGAUCAUUGAAAAAGAAUUUACAGUCUACACAAUCAUUCAAAUUACACACCAAAUUGAUGCGGUAAGUGAAAUGUCGGAAAGGAUCUUGAACCUGGUAUCUGGCCGGUUAAAUGAGUAAAGCGACCCAUGCCUUCGUGUUUCUGUUUCUCAAUGUGUAUUUAACAUUCCAGGCCGUAUUCUUGCCC